This is a messenger RNA of Cryptosporidium ubiquitum, 2214 nucleotides long. RefSeq lists its product as uncharacterized. The transcript has a single exon. Lineage: Eukaryota; Apicomplexa; Conoidasida; Eucoccidiorida; Cryptosporidiidae. The coding region runs from base 1 to 2214 and encodes 737 amino acids. Gene Ontology annotation, molecular function: peptidyl-prolyl cis-trans isomerase activity. The record is from RefSeq and is a predicted model, not a curated record.
AUGAGAGAGUUUUCAGACUCUGAAAUAAGUGAAAUUACAGAAAUAAACUCUGAUGAUGAAUUACCUUCAGACUCUAUUGGAGACUAUUCUGUAAUAUCACUAAAGGGAAUACUUAAGGAAAUUAUAUCUUGUGGAAGUGGAUAUGAGAAGCCAGGUAUUGGUGAUGAACUCCUUAUUGAAUUGGAAAGCACUAACAUAUUGAGCUCUGACAAUAGUGACAAGAUUAAUACUGUUCAACAAAAAAAUGGAAAACUAAAGGUUACUUUAGGAGAUCAUUCAACAGAUGAAUAUUAUUCUACUAGAAAAAGAGAAAUUCCGUGGGGUAUUGAAAUGGCACUUAGAAAGAUGCUUAAGGGCGAAAAAUCCAAGAUUUUAAUUAAGAAAGGCUCAGUUUUUUCAAGGCCAAGAGAUUUAUGUGGCAAAAUUUGCGUAAAUUCUAUAAUACGUGUAGAAGAUUGUAAAAGUUAUAACAACAGAUCAAAAAAGUUAAUAAAUAUGAUAAAGAAAGAGGCCAAUGAGUUUGAUGUAUUUACAGUAACUUUACAUGAUUUUCACCAUAUUGAGAUGAUCUGUGACAAUGUCAAUAAGAAAGUUUGGAAAAAGGGAGUUUACUUAAAAUCUCCAAGCAAGAAGGACAAAGUGGAACUAUUUAUUUCCAAAUUGCAAAUUGGAAAGAUUUCGGAGAAUUUGACCAAUUCUUCAAGACUGUAUGAUAUGAAUUCUGAAUUUGAUCGUUUAAAGUUUUCCUUGAGUCUUGAUGAUUUAUCAGAAAUUAAUGAAUUAGUAAAAUAUAUCUUUGGAAAUGAAAGAAUUCAUGUGAAUGAUUUUAUUUACUGCAUCUUGUCCAUGAAACUUGGUGAGAUUUCAGAAUUUAGAUUUUACAACUCUAAUCAUGAGAAUAUUUCCAUAUUAAUUCAUUUGACUGGAUUUUACUGGGAAAAAAAUAUUCAAAUAAAACUCCCAUUUAAUAAGGAAAUUCAAAAUAAUAGUAUUAAAUUGUCAUCUUAUGAAAGUGAAUCACUUUAUACAACUAAUCCCAGUUUAAAAGAAGGAAAAUUGUCUUCUAAGAGGAUUUCAAGCUUAAAUUUGGAUCAUAAUACAAGAAUUAACAUUCUUUUAGAAAAAUUUACUUUGGUUGAUAAUAAUAAAGGAGAGAGAAUAGAACUUAGCCUACCUUUUAAAUCCACUAAAAACAUGAAAACUGCUUUACUAAAAGUUACUCCAGCCUUUUACAAUCUUCCUAUUUGGCUUGAACAAUCAAUUCUUUACUGUUCUCUUGGAGGAAAAUACACCAUUAAAAUCCCACUUUCAGUCAUUUUCCUUUUUCCUCCAACGGAAAUCCAAGCUGAUUCGAAUAUUGAAAUUCAAAAGAGAACCAAAUCCCUAAUUAUUUCCGAAAAUAAUAAUUUGUCCACAUUAAACUCAAAUGCAUGCAAUGAAAAUCAUGGUGAUGGGAAUUUGCAUGCGAUUUGGGAGGCGGGAAAAUUGAUUGAAGAACUUGAAAAUAUGGGAUAUGAGAUUAAUGAUAAUAUAGAAGAUAAUUUGGGGUUAAUUUUUGAAUUGGAUUUGUCAAUUUGUACAAGGGGUGUUGUUGAUAAUUAUAUUCCAGUAAGUUUAAGUACCACAAAGAUGGAAUUCGAAUAUUACUAUUAUUUGGGGAAUAUUCUUAAUAAUUAUAAUGAUUCAAUAUAUAAAGUAACUUGGAAUGUGCUAGCUUUGGAAGUGUUUGAUAAACUUCUUUAUGUAGUUAUUCUACUUCCAUUUUACUCAAAGUUAGCACAUUUUAGACAAUCUAAUGAUGUAAAAUUGAAAUUAUUGGAGAAGGAAAAUGCGAGUAAAUCUAUUUAUGAUAAAAAUAAUGUUGUCAAUAAUAAGAAUCAAAAUCAAAAGCUAAUAACCUUAAAAUAUGGUAACAGUUUGGUUGAAGAUAUAAGUGAAGAUUCGACAAAAUAUCAAGCAGAUUCAAUUCCAGUUUCUCAGGACGUCAUGAAUCACUUAGACCACCAAGAAAAGAGAGACCUAGAGAAUUUGAUUAAUGUAAUUAAUAUAAUGCUUAAGUUAUAUUAUGAUAUGCAGCAAUUUGAAAAAUGUUCCAAUUUACUUGAAAAAUACAAAUUUCUGAUGCAACUCAAAUCUAAUAAUUCUGAAAUUGCUGAAUUAUCUGCUCUUAAAAAUAACGAUUCUAAUGUUUGUGAAGUUAAAGACUUGAACUAA